AUGCCCAAGGUUCUAAAGGGAAUCUGGAAUCACCCAGUGGACAAGGACUGGGAUGUCCAGCAUUACGCUAUAUUCCACCUCGCCGUGCUAAGUCUCACCGACAAAGCUUGUGAGGACGAGCUUGGGGCUCCGAGAAAGAUCCUGCUUGAGCAAUACAGAGCUGAAGUAUCGCAAGGCCUGAACAAACUCGAAAUCCAUGCUACCUGCACGACCAGCACAAUGCAAACGCUCCUGCUGUUCACUAGCUACUUCGCCUUUACGGGCCGCAUAGUCCGCACGAGUCACCUUGUCGCUACAGCGGUGCACGCUGCGCAGCGCAUGGGACUUCACAGAGAUGGCGAGGGCUCCGAAUGUGUUUCUCUGUGGGACGUCGAGCUCCGACGUCGCCUGUGGCACUAUUUGGUGCUCCUCGACACCUUCUGCGUCAGCAAUAGCGGUUACGGCAGUACGAUCCCACCAGGUUCUGCCGACACCCAGCUACCCGUCAAUGCUGAUGAUGGUUCAUGGGACUUUCCGACGCCCCUGGCAGAGCCCGGGUUUACCCAAAUGACAUUGGCCCUCGUCCAGUACGAAGCUGCAGCCCUUCUACGAGCUGUAUAUCGGUUCAACGUACCCUACAGCAAAAAAGACCACAAAUAUGCGGAGUUCCACAAUCAGUUCCGGGAACACACGUGGGCUGCUAUUCAACAAGCGUACUUCCAAGAGCUCGUCGACGAGAACACAGGUGAAAGCCAGUCAGCAGAUAUCUCGCUGAUGACAAUGCUCGCCGAUGCCAUGAUCCAAAGAAUACGCUACACACAGUUCAUCCAUCUGGCAGCGAGGAAUCCAUGCAAUGGCAACCCCUGUGGACUCAACCAUGCGAUCAUGGACCUCGUACUGCAAUUCUGCGAAAGUGCCCAGGACGUGAUGGCGACGCACGGCACAUACCGCCUCGACUGGAUCAUCCUCCCUAUUCUCUCCACUUUCCCCCUGGCUUCCGGGAAGGCGAAGGUUGCACGGAACAUCAUCAACGAGGCCCUUCGCGAGCUAGUAAAAGAUCAAGACACCGAUCACGACGAGAGUGCGUUCCCGCCCGGGAUCAACCUGCCCUAUCAGUGUCUGAAGCACAAUUGCACUGCCAACGCUACCUUAAUGGCGCGUCUGGAGAAGCUGCGCUUUGGCAUCACGCACCGUCAGAAAGCAGAAGAUACACUUAACGACUCGAAAGUCCUAGCCCUUCGGCAACGCAAGCACUCACAAAGGAAUGGUUGCAAUGAUCAGGAGCGGUGGCAUAAUCCUGAGCUGUGGAAGGAGAUCGGUUUGAGGCAAGGCACCGUCAUGAGGACUACCUUCCUGGAUCAAGGUUUGCCUCCAGCAUGGCGGUAG
Molecule: messenger RNA, 1365 nt
Organism: Saxophila tyrrhenica
Lineage: Eukaryota; Fungi; Ascomycota; Dothideomycetes; Mycosphaerellales; Extremaceae
Exons: 4
Coding region: 1-1365 (454 amino acids)
Biological process (GO): DNA-templated transcription
Molecular function (GO): zinc ion binding; DNA binding
Source: RefSeq, a predicted model, not a curated record